Messenger RNA from Loa loa (African eye worm), 2123 nucleotides. RefSeq names its product WD repeat domain 39. The coding region runs from base 911 to 1897 and encodes 328 amino acids. The transcript is spliced from 7 exons. Gene Ontology annotation, cellular component: cytosolic [4Fe-4S] assembly targeting complex. NCBI's taxonomy places the organism in Eukaryota, Metazoa, Nematoda, Chromadorea, Rhabditida, Onchocercidae. The record is from RefSeq and is a predicted model, not a curated record. Gene Ontology annotation, molecular function: protein binding. Gene Ontology annotation, biological process: iron-sulfur cluster assembly.
AAGCAGUUGUGUUAAGCAAUUAUUUGGAAGCUUUUCAUUUCAUCUGAGUAAUAUGGCAGUCGAAUGUUGUUUAGCCCCGCAGUCUUGAUUAUAACUAGCAUUUUGGGUUAGACUUGAAAUUUGGCAUAGUCUUUGCAUUCAAACAGGCAAUUUUACUUUUUUUAAGAUGAAGAGCAUUUACUAUUGCUUUUCUGUACUAUAUUUUCCAUUUCAAAACUGUUUAUACGUCUUGUUUAUGCGCCUUUAUACGCCUUACCUAUAUUCUUUUAUAUGAUUUGCUUUGCGUAUUGUGAUUACAUCGAAAUACCAUAUGAUUAUCUGAAAUUAAGUAUGUCCUUUAACCGUCAACUGCCCAUUCUUUCAUCGGAAUUAGUGGAUGUAUUUUCAAUGAAUAUUUUUGUAUUUUCAAUUAAUAUUUUCAACUUUUCCUAGAAACGUUUCCUUAUUAGCACAUUAACUAAUGGUUCCAUAUAUAAUCUAUGUUUGUUUUCCAUGGUACCAUAAGCUUAAAAUGAGCGAGUGGGUCGUCAAGACCAUCGCUGUUCUUGUACAUUUAAUGUGAGACUGAAUUGAUUGGCGAAUAAGAUUCAUCUGUUUGCGAAGUUGCGUUUGUCAUAUAGAGUUAUACUCCGUAGGUACACUCCGCCCAUGUUGGAUUAACCAUCUCCUGGAAUUUGUUUUAAAUUUUAAUGUUGGUUUUUAUUGUUAAUCCUUACUGCUAGAAUGCUAAACUAUUCUGAUAUGCCCUCUUACCUAACAUUUCUUAUGCUUAUGGGUAGGUAUGGUUAUAUUAAGUUUGUUGAUUUUCAAUAUGAGUGGCUUUAACAUGUCCACAACAAGUAACGAAUGGUCAUGAAAAGCACGAGGAUUGCAUGUUAAUUUCUAUUUCUUCCCAAAAGUAUCACAUGUCAUGAUCGGCGAUGUAAACAAACUGAGGCAUUCUUAUGAUGUGGCAUGUCGAGUAUGGUGUGUACAGUGGAAUCAUGCUGGUACGACACUUGCAAGCUGUGGUGAUGAUAAAACAAUCAAGCUAUGGAAACGCAUCGAUGAUGCGCCGUAUUUGGUGUAUUCUGGAACAAUAAGCGGAUCUCAUAAUAGAGCUAUUCGACACGUUGCAUUUUCACCAAAUGAUAAAUUCUUGGCUUCGGCUGGUUUUGAUGCAGCUAUCGUUGUACAUCAAUUAUACAAUAAUGAUUACGAAGAAAUAAAUCGUUUGGAAGGACAUGAGAAUGAAGUGAAAUGUUGUGCGUUUUCACCAUCCGGUGAAUAUUUGGCAACUUGCAGUCGUGAUAAAUCAGUUUGGUUCUGGCAGUUAGACGAAAGUGAAGAUUUUGAGAUUGCAUCAAUUUUACAGUCUCACACGCAAGACGUCAAAUUUGUGGUAUGGCAUCCAGUUGAUGAGUUGCUGGUAUCAUGCAGCUAUGAUUGCUCCAUCCGAUUUUACCGUUUUGAUGGUGAGGAUUGGAUAACACAAGAAAAAAUCGACAAUGCACAUGAAUCAACCGUUUGGUCAGCUGAUUUCUCAGAUGAUGGUAACUUUCUCGCAACUGUAGGAGCUGAUUUUAAUAUCAAUAUUUGGAUGAGGCAGGAAAUGAAUUUAUCGGCAUCGAAAAGUAAGUGGAAUAAGGUAACGAGUGUAUGUGUGAAAACAAAAUGGCCUCUGUACACAGUUUCAUGGAAUAAAGUACAUGGUAUGAUUGCUGUCGGUGGAGGAGAUAACGAAAUAAGAUUGUACAGCCUAAAUAAUUCAACAGUUAGCCCAGUCCUAAAAGAAUGUGUUGGAAGCUAUAAACUUCCUUCAGAAAUCAACUGUUUGAAUUGGAAUCCUGUUGAAAGUAGCCUACUUACUGGUGCCACGGAUGAUGGUGAAAUUUGUGUGCUUCGAAUAAUUUUAUAACGUAUCGCUUAUGCUAUGGUCAUUUGACCGUUUAUUGCAUAUAUUUUUUGUCAUUGGGCAUCUCCCAUUGUUACUAUUGCUUAUUCUGUUCAUUCACGAUUUGAUCAUAUGUUUUGAUCUUGAUAAAGAUUUUGUCGAGGGUUCAAGUCGUUAGUAUUUUCCCAGGAACGUGAAGAAUCCGGAUGGGCAAGAUAUUUGAAGUUGUAUUCUUAGUAUUUGUUAAAUC